AUGCAGGUGCUCAGCCCUCUCUUUGUGUAGGGUCAUGAUGUCGUAGUGAAACUUCUUUUACUAUGUGCUAAGUUAAGUCCUACUGCUGUGUGUUUGCUGAGAGUUUCACAUGGAGAAAGCAUUGGAUUGGAAUUCGGAAGCCCUGACGUGUAUCCUUCGUGGCUGUUCCAGACUAGGUGUUUGAUUGUGGAUGCUGCAGCUUCAGCUUGUUGUGGUGCAUUUGGCCCUCGUCAUCACCCUGCUGCAGCGGCACUCCAGCUCGAUGCUUCUGGCAGAGGCAGCUCCAGAGCCUUUGGAGCCUUCUGCUGCUCUGGGAAUGGAAGCACACCCAACUGCCAGUGAAGAGAAGUCUGCCUCCAACCUGGCAGCCAAACUGUUCCUGCUCGAUGAGCUGGUGUCUCUGGAGAAUGAAGUGACUGAGACCAAGAAGAAAAGAAGUUUCCCAGGAUUUGGGUCCCCGAUCGACAGAAUUUCUGCGACCUCUGUGGAUACUAAAGGCAAACAGAGGAAAGUGGUCGAGCUGCCUAAGAGACGGUUUGGGAUUCCUCUUGACCGGAUCGGAGUGAGCCGUCUUGGCAACACCAAGGGUGCUUCUGUUCUGAAUGAUUGAUGCUGUACUGGAAACAUCACAGAAAUGCGGAAGAUGCACCAGAGCACGUCUUGUCAUUGACUAAUGAUUCAACACUCAAGGAAAUGACCUCCUGCAAAAUCUAUUUCACAUUGCAUUUUACAAACAUUGCAUUUACAGAUAGUAAGAAAUUCAGUUCAUCAGGUCAGAAUGCUCUCACAGUUGUGCACAGUGCCACUGAUAGGAGGAAACAGAAAAUAUGUAUAUAGUUUAAUUGCAUGGCAUUUCUCUCUUAAACCUGCAGAAGUUCAUUUUCCUAGCAAGGACUGUUAAAAUUUUUUGAUUUAAAAUAAAACUUUCAGAGAAGCCAACAGCAGUCCAUGAGAAGCAGACAGUUUGCUUUGCACAUUUCUUUCAAGAGGGUGUUUGUCUUGUAGGUGAAGGGAGAUUUUAACAGUUAUGGGACAAACCCAGGUUUUAUUUGAACUGCUAUUUGGGAAAAAAACAUCUAGUGAUAUCAUAGGAGUUAGUCUGAAUAAGAAAAAUGAAAAUACCUUAGGAUUUGUACUGAUGCUUUUAACAGUCUUUCUCAUAUCUCCGCACCAAAUUUGGAAAUGUUUUCAUUGUAUGGCAUAUCCUGAAAUGUGGUGAGACUUUUAGUUUCCUCCUCUAAGCUGAUGAAUACAUUUCAGUCCUCCCUAUGCAUAGCAUAGGAUACUGUCCAAAUAUGAAGUCAUCUACUUCCUAAGCCAUCUGCAUCGUAUGCCUUAUUUUAGCCUCUUGAUGCAUGCAUGGGGCAUAAUCACAUGUCCAACUGUAAAAGUUCAAGCAUUUCUUAGUCUGAUAACAUGUAAACGUAUGCCUGUCCUCACCAUUUCAAUUCAGAGUAAAACAGGUAAUUUUAAAUCCUGCUUCAUUGCUUUUCACUUUUUUCCUAGCUUAUAAAAUAUUGCUGAAAAAAAGCUGUUUGCUGACAUAUCACUGCUCAGAUUCUUAGCUGAUCUUUUCUAAACCUCGCCUGCUCCUUGUUGGACUAUGAUCCAUGUCAGCUAAAUGCCUUGGAUUGAUAUUCUUGGGUAUAAAUCAUCCUUAGAAUUGCAAAAGAUGAUCCACUGAGAAAGGAUUACAUAGGACUAGGAAAAUAAAAUACAUCUUGCCACAUAUUUACCUUGUGUUAGGCAGAGAGUUGCAGUAAGGCAAGAGAUAGAAGUUAAGUGUUUAUUUCCUGAUCUUAUGUGAGGCACAAAGAAACUGGCAAUCAGCUAGCAAGAUGGGGAAAAAUACAGUCAGCCUCUCAGUCAGCUAUAAGAAAGGAGUUGGGAAGUCAGUGCGUCCUUGAGAUUAAAGUUAUUCAAAAGAUUGGCACCUUAGGACAAUUGCCCCAAUAUAGGCCAUAGUGGGAGGAGAGGUCCCCAUUCAGAAGGGCAGGCAGCAUCAAGUACAUGUCCCCUAGUCCCAGUGUUCAUUUUCUACCUUUAUGCUUGCAGAUGAAGGGUUUGGGACUGAGUGGCUGACCUGAGACAAGAUUUUCUGUCCAUGCUAGAAAAGAAUCCGCAAAUGCAGUCCCAGACAGUCUCAGCCCCUGUCCUCUGGAGUAUGUUACAACUACCUAUCCCAAGUGUGCCCUGUGGCUUAGUAAACAGUUAUCUUAUUGCACUGAGCUCACCCAGACAGUCUGCCGAUAAUCUGAUUGUGAUGCAGCCAUAUGUAGGGGAUAUGGGCAGAUUAUGGAAGUUGUGUGUUCCUGACCACUCAUAUAGUUGUCGGUCAGCAGCAGCAUGGUCACAGUUAUUGUAGGAUGCAUUUUGGGAGACUCCGAUCAGAAGAAUCCAAUGCUAACAUACCAGAUCUGCUUGAUCAUAAAAGUUUUCCAGCAGUCAUUUAGUAUUAGUGUGGGUUUCUAAAUAAAGAGGUGUUUUGUAGCCCAUAGUUGGGUGUAGAAAUGCCCUCCAUCUGAAAGAAAUCAUGAAGGCAAAUCAGGACAGAGGUCUCCGUUGCAGUGUAGCCUGUAACUGUGACCUGAAAGCUUCAGUCCUGCUCUUGGCUCUUGUCACACUGCAUUGAUUACCUGGGGGGAAAGCAACAGCCUUUCUCUUCCUCUGCCCCAUCCACCUCAGAGCACACUGCAGUCUCCUGUGGCUCAAAUACACUUUAAAAUCCAUUAAUCAACAGGCACUAUUUAAAGUACAAUGAUGUCUGGAAGGAUAAAUGCCAUGAUUUGUUCAUGGAUAAAUGCUGGAUAGCUUUAGUCAUGGUGCAUAGCAUGCAGGUCAACAGACAUGAAGUGAGGAUAUACUACAGCAUCCAUUGCAUGCUAGAUUAGCCCUGUGCUGCCUGUUUGCAAACCCAUUCAGAUGCCUGUGAGGAUUUUCUGCUAAUAAAUCAACAUGAUCUACCA
This is a messenger RNA of Oxyura jamaicensis (ruddy duck), 2966 nucleotides long. It is a transcript of the gene OSTN, whose product is annotated as osteocrin. The transcript has 6 exons. Gene Ontology annotation, molecular function: signaling receptor binding. Gene Ontology annotation, biological process: hormone-mediated signaling pathway. The record is from RefSeq and is a predicted model, not a curated record. Bases 191 to 610 code for a protein of 139 amino acids. NCBI's taxonomy places the organism in Eukaryota, Metazoa, Chordata, Aves, Anseriformes, Anatidae.